CUCACUUAGGAGCUUCUCCAUUCUAUCAGCUUUCCGGGAACAUCCAAAGAAAGACUGACGCGCAUAGCAGUGACUAACCACAUACCCGCCUCCAGGCACCAUGGAGUCCUUCAGCUCAAAGAGUCUGGCUCUGCAAGCAGAGAAGAAGCUACUGAGUAAGAUGGCAGGUCGAUCUGUGGCUCAUCUCUUCAUUGAUGAGACAAGCAGCGAGGUGCUAGAUGAGCUCUACCGUGUGUCCAAAGAAUACACGCACAGCCGGCCCCAGGCCCAGAGGGUUAUCAAGGACCUGAUCAAGGUGGCUGUCAAGGUGGCUGUGCUACACCGCAGUGGCUGCUUUGGCCCUGGUGAGCUGGCUCUGGCUACCCGCUUUCGCCAAAAGCUACGGCAGGGAGCCAUGACGGCACUUAGCUUUGGUGAGGUGGAUUUCACCUUCGAGGCUGCUGUGCUGGCAGGUCUGCUCACCGAAUGCCGAGACAUGCUGCUGGAGCUGGUGGAGCACCACCUCACGCCCAAGUCACAUGGCCGUAUCCGCCAUGUGUUCGAUCACUUCUCUGACCCGGGCCUGCUCACCGCCCUGUAUGGGCCUGAUUUCACUCAGCAUCUUGGCAAGAUCUGUGAUGGGCUCAGGAAGCUGCUGGAUGAGGGGAAGCUCUGAGAGCCCGGAACCUAGUACAUUCAACCUUGGCAAAAUAGUUGACUGAGAAAACAGUGUAAUGGGCUUUCUAACCCUGCUCAUCUGCACUAAUGCUCGUCAGUCCUCUGGCUUCAUUCUCUCCCAAGACUGCUUU
Messenger RNA from Castor canadensis (American beaver), 788 nucleotides. The record is from RefSeq and is a predicted model, not a curated record. Lineage: Eukaryota; Metazoa; Chordata; Mammalia; Rodentia; Castoridae.